AGGAGUGGAUCAGCAGCGAUUGGAAGGACUUGGGACUUUAGAGGGGUAGUUCUUUAGAGUCAUCCUCCUCUCGCUAUAGACUCCUUAGCUCCGCUCUCUCAGACUCGCUGUUGCUUUGAUCUCCUCCUUAACAACAGUUAACGUCAUCGCAUAACCCUCUGAAGGAGAGUUUUGUCUCGAAGCGUGAAGCUCUCAGAGGGCUACAUUUUAGGAACAGCAAGCAGCAUCCACGGAGCCUCAUUCACUCCUAACAAGAAGCACCUCUUUUGAUUAUUUAUUCAGGCCAGAAAACGCAAGCUACUACCGCAAAAGAUAUGGAACACCAGCUGUUGUGCUGUGAAGUGGAAACCAUCAGAAGAGCUUACCAAGAUGCAAACUUACUAAAUGACCGAGUUCUACAGACAAUGCUCAAAGCAGAGGAAAAUUACCUUCCGUCUCCAAAUUACUUCAAGUGUGUCCAGAAAGAAAUAAUACCUAAAAUGAGGAAAAUUGUGGCUACAUGGAUGUUAGAGGUCUGCGAGGAACAGAAAUGCGAGGAGGAGGUUUUUCCCCUGGCUAUGAACUACUUGGAUAGAUUUUUGUCUGUGGAGCUCACAAAUAAAACCAGAUUACAACUCCUGGGAGCUACUUGUAUGUUUUUGGCCUCAAAGAUGAAGGAAACGGUCCCUUUAACUGCAGAUAAGUUGUGCAUUUACACCGACAACUCCAUCCGGCCCAGCGAUCUAUUGCAAAUGGAACUACUGACUCUAAACAAGUUGAAAUGGGAUCUAGCAUCGGUAACACCACACGAUUUCAUAGACCAUUUCCUCUCCAAGCUACCAGUCCAUCAGAACACGAAGCAGAUUCUGCGCAAGCAUGCCCAGACAUUCGUGGCUCUCUGUGCAACAGAUGUCAAAUUCAUUGCCAACCCUCCCUCCAUGAUCGCAGCGGGCAGUGUGGCAGCAGCGGUCCAGGGGCUGUACUUAAAGAGCAAAGAUGGUGCACUGUCAUCUCAGAACCUAACCAACUUUCUGUCCCAAGUCAUCAGGAGUGACCCGGACUGCCUGAGGUCAUGUCAGGAACAGAUUGAGUCUCUGCUUGAGUCUAGUCUGAGACAGGCACAGCAACAUAAUGUCUCCACAGAAACAAAAAGGGUAGAUGAGGAUGUGGACCUGUCCUGCACCCCUACAGAUGUGAGGGACAUUAACAUUUGAGUGGCAUCCUCUGCAUUUUUGGGGAAAUAUUUUUGAGGCUCUGGCCUUACCAAGAGGCCAUCUGGGAAAAGAGGACACCAGCGCACCCUCGAGUCGUCACCCUCUGAACACCCUCUGGCAAAUGCUUUUGUGCCACACCUGUUACGGUGCCCCGGCCUGUAUGGCCUCCCAGUGACGUGUGGCCGCCCUCAGCCAGGGCUGUCAAGGACUGAACACCUCACUUUUCUGAGACCACCAGUUUUCCCUCUCACUCUCCCAUCCUGCUCAAGACCUAGACAAGGAUGAUAGCAAAAACGAAUUCUUAUGGAAGAUGCACAACUAUAUGGAUGAAACGAAAACAUUAUAGUUUGUGCAAGAUUAAGCCACAGAAAUAUACAUUGUUACCACCCAAUGUUGAACUAGGAUUUUUAAAUACCAUAGACUGACUUUACAUGCUUACUUAAAACAUUCAAAAUAACAACAAGUAGGUAUUUUUCGUCUGUCUAGGUUUUUUAUUUGAAGUAUAAAUUCAUUUAUAAAAGAGAAGGGGCAUUUUUGUUCUCUAAUAGAUAGGCAUUUUGCUUGAUUUCAAAACUCCCCUGUUUAAAACAACAAAAAAUAUUUGCAUCUAGGCAUCUGUGUAUCCCUGCUUGCUUAUGCGUUUAGUCACUUUAUUAUAUUGUCUAGACUUCUAAAGAAAUUCUGAGCCCCUAGUUUUGGCCUCUUCUCUUUUUAACUGGGUUGUAUAACUCAACAGUAUACUUUUAGUAUAUAUUGCUCUGUUUUUAUUGUUUAGAUGAUUGUGGAUUGCUGGUGCUGAGGUUUGGCAAGUAAGUUCAUUCAAUAUAAGGACAUUUACUUUAUAUUCAAUUAGGAGUAAAUUGAAUGAACCAGCAUUGUUUGGCUGUUGAUUUGUGACAUAUUUUGUCCUCAUUGCCACAUAUGUACAUAUUUCAACAGCUAGCUAUGACACGAUAAACUAAAAUCUAGCAUUAAUUGCAAACCUUUACCAUGCAAUCCACAGUUUGGAAUUUUUUGUGGUUAUAUCUUACUUUCUAAUACCAUUCCAUUUUUAAAAGCACUUUUAGUCAGUUUUUUUCUGACUCAUAAAAAAAAUCACAUUGAAAAAAAUGGAAUGGAGUGGAGCAGGUCUCUUUUAACUAUGGUGUUAUGUGUAUUACAAUUUUGGGUACAAGUCAACGCAGCCCAGCAGCGAUCCUGUGUGCCCUUGAUGUAGAAGGGUAUUCUUUUGGAGAUUGUUAUGCCACAGUUCUUACAGGAGGGGUCUAUAGUGAGACGAGCAUUGUGUCUGGCAUGUUUCAGCAUCCUGUAUCCCAUCGCUUGAACGGCAUUGAAAACACUAAAAUAUCAAACUUGAAAGCUAAAACAAAGAUUUAGGUUGUUUAUUGCAUAUUUUCCUAUUGGAGCCAGUACAGAGUAGAAACAGGAUGCCAAAGUCUGUCUCUAUGUAACAUUUUGUACACAACUAUUUACCAUGGUGCUUAACACAUGCCUGCCCUCCAAGUCAUGUAUGACUGUUUUCUCAAUGCAAAACUGAAAGAAAACACCAUAGUUAAAAUGCUGUUUAGAAUAUGUGUAGUUGCGGGGGGAAAAAAUACAAAAAAAUAGUUUUGGUUUAGAGAUGAUUUUGCACAAACCUGAAGACUUAGGCAAGCCACAAAAACAUAGCCUUCCCUCUUAUCUUAGGCUAACGUUGAAAAGUGGGAGUGGGGAAAAAGGGAGGCAGCAAGUUUUUGUUGAAUUGCUGAGUUAAGGUGUUUGACUGUACAUUGAGAAAAAGAUGAGACAACAGGAUAACGGAAGAGCACACUCCUCCUUUUGAGCUGCUAUGGAGGAAUUCCCAGCAAAGUGUAAAACAAAAUGAAAAAUGACAAAAACCAAUGCUUUUUCUCCUAUUGUUUGCUGCUAUUUAAAAAAAUUUUUACAUGUAAAUGUCAAUAUACUGCCAUGUAAUAGGUCUUUAAUUUUCUAUGAGAAAAUUGUUGACAUCUUUGUUUUUGUAGUUAUGUCAUCAGUUUUUACUUAAUAUGAUUUCAGUGCUAUUCCAAAAACAGGGAAAAGGAGACAAUAGACAUGGUUUUUAUCAACAAUACCUCAUACUACAGUCAAGAUUUCUUUAAUCUAUUUUUUUUUUUUUUUUUUUUACUAGUUUGUUCAGUGGCUGAUAGUCCUGUUUUAAACUGCUAAUGGUAAUGCAUUGAUCAUUAUCCAAAUGGGUCCUGAUGUGAGCAAGUAACCCGGAUUGUAUAACUCUUGAGUGUUAAGCUGUCUCAUUGAAAGAGUCUUUAUCCCCUUUAGGCUCCUGAAGGCCCUCCUAUUUUAUAUUUAUAUAACAUUUGCUUGAGUUAAAGCCCGUAAUGAGUUUAUUUGAGUUUGUUAAAUACCAAGCCAUAGAAUUACUUUCAAAUCAUCAUGCCGUUAUUCCACACAGUUCAGUUCAUGCUAUUCCAGAUAUGUUGUCCUCCAAGAAGCAUAGCAUAUUUAUGUGUCAACUGCACAAUAAAUGGUAAAUAGAUUUAAAUCUUGUAACACUGCAGUUUUUUUCUUAACUGAACCGCUACUGGUACAUUGAAGCCAAAAUAAUGGGCUACUGAUAUUGUUGGCACACUUCCAUUUGACCCAGACAUCCUUCAAUCAGAGUUAAUGAGUGUGAGAGCCAACAGUGGUUCACUUAGCCAUAGACAUGAUGCUGCUAUAUGUUCUGGUUGUAGAUGUGAGGUAGGCCUAGUUGUUGCCUAGUAUUUGACAAAUGAUGUUGCUGCAAGCUGCUCAAAUUUCUACUCGCUAACACAGGACCCAGGAUGGAAUUAUUGUUUUUCUAUCUAGUGUAAGGAAUACUUGUUACCUCAAAAAAUGGAGAGUAAAAAUAAAUGUUGGUGCCCCUGUGAUCAACUAAAGCAUAUUUUUGUCAUAUUAAAAAAUUGUUGUUAGUAAAAACAAUCUUUGUCCAAACAUUAACAGAAUGUGCUACAGUGACCCCCCCCCCCCCAAAAAAAAAGCUAAAUGGUCAGCUUUUUACCAUUGCUUCUAUUGUUAAUGAUGGUCGGGUAGGUCGCCCCUCUUACUGAACUGUUUCAGGAUCUGUGUUCAUUGCAAUGAGUCAAAGGUCAUCUGGGGUCCAUGAAAAUAAAGCAAAGAUUCUGAAAUGUCUGUUUUGUGUAACAGUUGCUGGUCUGAAAUGCACAACCGUUUACUUGCAGAUCCAUUCUAUAAACAUGAUUUGAACAUCAAAGUAAACCAGAAUUAAAAGUGGAUUAAAUACA
Molecule: messenger RNA, 4456 nt
Organism: Salmo salar (Atlantic salmon)
Lineage: Eukaryota; Metazoa; Chordata; Actinopteri; Salmoniformes; Salmonidae
Product: G1/S-specific cyclin-D1
Source: RefSeq, a predicted model, not a curated record